AUGAAUGAGAUCGAAGAUAAUCAAGAUCAAGAUAAUCAAGAUAAUCAAGAUAAUCAAGAUAAUCAAGAUCAAGAAGAUAAUCAAGAUCAUAUACUGGUUCAUCAAGAUCAUCAAGAUAAUCAUCAAGAUAAUCAAGAUAAUCAAGAUAAUAAUAAUCAAGAUCAAGAUCAAGAUAAUCAAGAUAAUAAUCAAGAUAAUCAAGAUCAUAUACUGGUUCGUGUAUGA
This is a messenger RNA of Didymodactylos carnosus, 225 nucleotides long. NCBI's taxonomy places the organism in Eukaryota, Metazoa, Rotifera, Eurotatoria, Philodinida, Philodinidae. The record is from the annotation of a GenBank genome assembly.